This is a messenger RNA of Hordeum vulgare subsp. vulgare (domesticated barley), 847 nucleotides long. RefSeq lists its product as uncharacterized. The coding region runs from base 348 to 722 and encodes 124 amino acids. NCBI's taxonomy places the organism in Eukaryota, Viridiplantae, Streptophyta, Magnoliopsida, Poales, Poaceae. The transcript is spliced from 2 exons. The record is from RefSeq and is a predicted model, not a curated record.
UCAUUUUAGACAACCUAAACCUAAUCCCUAAAAAUCCUCCACCUUGUCUCGUCCCCACCGCCGGUAGCCUCUCACCUUCUUCCACGGAUCGCCUCUGGCUCCAACCAUCAGCUCCCACACGCUCUCUCUCUCUCAAACUCCACAUCGGACCAAUCCCGAGGCCUCCCCUUGAUCCACAUCCAUCCAGGCGGCCAAACCCGUAGAACAGAGCAGCUUUGCUCGAUUCCAUGCGUGAGCAUGCGUACGGGAACCUCGUUGGCGUUCUGCUAGAGGAGCUCCGCCACCAUCGCAUAGCCCUGCCGCCACCAACUCAGUGAGGUCGUCCGAGCCCGUGCGUCUCUGUCCGCAUGGCCCCUCCCGUGCUUCUUCGCCAGGCGGACACCCCCAGCCUCUCCGGCUCCGUCACCGUACAGAGAACCGCGCCGCAGCUCUCUGUCAUGGCCAGCCCGAUGGAGCUCCGCGCCGUCGUUGCCGUGGUCGAUCUCGAUGAACCCCACCAUCGGGAAUGGAGCAGACGCCCCGGGUCCGCCUCCCUCAACCUCGCCCAUGCCCGUGUGGACCCGUCGGACCUCGCCGCCAGGGCCCCCAGAGCCGUCGUGCCCGGUUCCAGCAUCUGCAUCGAGCAGAAGAGGACAAUGGCUCCGCGUCAACCGUGCGCCUCGCCCUGGACUGCCGCGAUGUUGGAGUUAAAUACGACGGCGUAUACUCAACAAUCAACUUAGCACACUAGGAUUGGAAUAUGUUACCAAAUACUAGGAUUAAUAUUGACUUGCUGGUCGGUCCGGUGCUACUAGCCUACCUGUUAUAUACUUCCUCCGUUUCUAAAUAUAAGACCUUUUAGAAAUUC